CCAACUAUCGGAUAUGUCAGAUGUGGAGGGUAAAGACGAAGCUUUGCACACCAAAAACUCUCGCCAGCCCCAAACCAAGAGUUUUUCUUUCCCCGUCUGAACAAUGGACAGUUUUCCAAAAUGUGUUGAAAAUCCCCAAAAACGCAUACAUGCCAAAGCUUCAUCUGGAUGGAAGUCAACCUAUGAAACGUGUUAUGAUGGAACAGCAAAGACGAGACUUUUCACGUGUCAACAUUCCGCUGUAUUUGGAGACAGAAUGCGGGGUUACUUAUGAAGAACUUGUUCCUCCAAAUCAAAACAAUGUGCUCGGACACUUUCUUCCUCUAGAGCUAUUUGACGAUAAAGAAUUUGAGAGCAGGACUGAAGAGGAGUGGUUGUCUCUCGGAGAAGUAGAAGGCGUUAAACAUCCAGUGCCUGCGUUAGUGUUUAUAGCCAAACGGAAGAGCAUGAAGCGGAUAUCUAGAGCAAUGUCUAGCUUGGGUCGACCAGCAAGUGGGUCUGCUAUGUCUAGCAUGGGUCGACCAGCAAGUGGGUCGUUGAGUUUUACAUCUAGGACAUCUACAAAAGACGUCCCUAAGUGAGUUAAAGUAUUUAUGUCUCUUUAAAUUUCAAGCUUAGAUUAUAUUAAGACCCCAACACACCACAGGGUGCUUAUUUUAAGUC
Macrosteles quadrilineatus (aster leafhopper) is the source of this 663-nucleotide messenger RNA. Its product is annotated as dynein axonemal heavy chain 1-like. NCBI's taxonomy places the organism in Eukaryota, Metazoa, Arthropoda, Insecta, Hemiptera, Cicadellidae. The transcript has 3 exons. The record is from RefSeq and is a predicted model, not a curated record. Bases 21 to 581 code for a protein of 186 amino acids.